Mycosarcoma maydis (corn smut) is the source of this 216-nucleotide messenger RNA. RefSeq lists its product as uncharacterized. Lineage: Eukaryota; Fungi; Basidiomycota; Ustilaginomycetes; Ustilaginales. The transcript is spliced from 3 exons. Bases 1 to 216 code for a protein of 71 amino acids. The record is from RefSeq and is a predicted model, not a curated record.
AUGACCUACCGGCCACACAAGCACAUCCCCGACAAGAACCGAGUCAUUGCAGGCUACGUAUCCGCCCUUAACAAUCCUUCUACCACAAGCGAAGGCAGAGCUCAUGCCCGCAAACAGCUGCUCAAGAAAGGGCACAUCAGAAAAGCUUUCUUUUCAACCAGCUUUGACACUCGCAUCCGCAGAAUGCUGGGUCUCAGGGCCAAGCGCAGGCAUUGA